CAGAACUACAUCAAGGACAUCAAGGAUGGAAAUAUAAGUAGCCUCAGAGAUACUCUGUUCAGCACAGCCAACCGGAGAGCGGAACUACUACAUUUAAGUAGUGACUGUUCGACAUUUUUUUCUUCAUCAAUGGUGAGUAAAUAACAAUUAAAAUAUAAUAAUAUGCGAGUCCUGUUCAACUAAUGAAUUCAGCGUUGUCCCUAACCCUCUUCCUCGCAAAUCUCACGUUUGCAGCUUCAUUUUAACAGUGUUUUAAAAGAAUUUUUACCCUAAUAAAAACGAAUUUCGUUCGUAAACGUAUGAUUAAUUCUUAUUGUUGGUUUACCUUCCUUUUUACACUUUAGAUGCGAAGGUUCACAAACGAAAUAAAAGGGAUUGUGUCUGAGAACUGGUCCGGGUUCAACGACUCCAACACGCUCAUGAUGAACUACGUCCUACAGGUUUUAGUUCCUGAGGUUAGUUUGUUCAAUUAAACACUUCUGAUCCCUUGAGAGUUAAAACUAUUAUUCAGUUAAUUGUCGUAAUUUUUUAAAUCUCUUAUUUGUCAUUUCAGGCCCUAGUCUAUGUCGUCAUGAUUAUGGAAGACUGGUCGCGACAAAUAGCCGAGCGUUUGUUCUGGGGUCAUGGUCAUGUAGAACGAGAUGAUGAAGACGAAGAUUAA
This is a messenger RNA of Porites lobata, 661 nucleotides long. The record is from the annotation of a GenBank genome assembly. Lineage: Eukaryota; Metazoa; Cnidaria; Anthozoa; Scleractinia; Poritidae.